AGUACUUCGGGAGUAUAUAGUUUCGUUGAAAUCAAAUUUUUUUACGGAGUAUUGUUAUUUGAUUAACAUCAACGUCCCAGACAAGUCAUUAUAACGCUCUCGUCAAUAGUAGCUUAGAAGCUGACAUAGUGUUCAGACGCUCCAUUCGCUGGAAAGUAGGAUUUUAAAUAAAGAAUAAUUUUUUUCAAUUUUAUUCUUAUAGAAUGCGUAGCUCUAAAAUGUCUUCUGCGAUAACGAUUUUAACCAUUCUGGUUUUCUCAUGCUGGUUCCUUGAAAUCAAUGGUGUUCCAUAUCAAAUGCGAUCUGAGUAUGAGGUGAAUGAUUAUGAUAACUAUUACGACGAAAAUGGCAGUCAACGAGAUGUUUAUGAAUCGAAUAUUUCUUCUUUCGACAACAGUCACGAGAAACUCAAAAAUAAAAGUCAAAAACAGUCCAAACAACAAAUUUAUGAAAAAGAGGACAUUAACAAAAAUGAUCAGGUUCAAAUCAAUUACAAUUAUAAUCAGAAUAAAUAUGGGAUUUCAAAUUCAAAUGAAAUCGAUAAGCAGUCAGAAUUAUUUGACAAUGGUUACGGUGAAAGUAUUCAAGGCAAUAUAAAUCUACAGAUGAAUUCAAAAUUGAUUGAAGACAAGAAACCUAAAUAUAACGAUAAUCCUAUCAUGGAUCCUGUUAUCCAUCGAGAAAAAAGUAGCUUUUUUUUGGAAAACGAUGAAACUCAAUAUCAUAGCGAAGAUGUUAGCAAAUCUGAAGAGCAAGAACAUACAAAAAAGUGUACAAAUGGACCACUCCAAAAAAAUCAACAUUACAGUCAAAGUUUUCGUCAGAAGAAUUCAUCUAUUGAAUUGGCAGAUAACUUUCGGAUUACAGGUGAUCCUAUUCUCAAGAUAACAAGUAGUGUUCAUGACAGUGAAGAUAUCACACUAUGUUGGAUUGAAACAACAACAGUGAAAGAAGACAAGAAAGCAAAACCGGCAAAACGUCAAGUUUUCCGAGAAUUUACGAUAUCGUUUGAGAAUUCAGCACCGAUACCUGAUAAGUAUUUAGAUUGUUCAAGGAUGAAAGGCGAAAUAUUAUCAGGAAAAAUGAAUGUGUUGAAAAACACAUCGUUUCAUGAAAUUAUUGAAAAAGAUACAAAAAUGAGUAAAGUUGUGAAUUUAACUACUCAGAGUCAUGAUGGGAAUCUUUUUGUAACCGAAUAUAAAUUAAUACGAUGCUCAACUGGUACAUCAGUUACAAAAGAUGUUUCUGAAUGGGUUAACAAAGCAGAGCAUAAAAAAAAAAGAGUUGAAAUAAAGGUUGGACCAGUGAAAAAAAUUUUGAAACCUAAGAAGCAUAAUGAUGUUAAUAGUGAUGCUAAAAAUUUAAAUACUGCCGAGUAUAGCCAUAUAGAACCAAAAGAUGUCACAAAUUGUACUGGAAAUGUCCAUUGUGAUGAAAAGAAGUCGAUCGCUAUGCCACCAUGUACUGGAGUUGAUUGUGAACAAAAGGGGUCGUCCUUACAAGUUUUAACAGAAAAGAUUUCGACUAAAUCACAUACCAGUGAUGUUUCAGCAACAGAAAUUCAUAGUAACCCCUCGAAUAUUUCUACACCCGUUCGAGAUAACAAUGGGUUGAUUACUGAAAAUGAAGAAAAAUUUUCAACAUCAACACUUUCUACUUUAAAUCUUAAAACAGUUAUUCUUGGUACAUCUUGUGUAGGAGAAAAUUGUGACCUGAUUACGACAGAAUCACCAGUAAAAGACUCAAAAAAUAGCAAAAAGUGCUCCCCAUCGUCCGAUUGUUAUUUUUCUUCAGAAGUCAUAGGUCAACAAAAAUAUGACAAUAACAAUUCAUCAUCAGUAAGUACAAGUAGAAAUUGUGAUGAUUCAUUUGAAGUAUGUAACAGUUCCGAAUUUUCGGAUAAUAGUAUUGAAAUACCAAGCUCAAAUGAUGGUCAAAGAUUAAUAUACACGGAAAUGGGUGUUCUUAAUGACUCUUCAACGAAUAAAAACUACAACAGCUUUGAGGAAAAAAUAACCAUUUUACCGAUUUUACCAUCGCGAAAUUCUGCGAAAUUAUCACUAGCAAAUUUGAAAGAAAAAUCAAAUGUUUCCGUUAUGUCAUCGACAGAUGUAAUAACUAAGGAUAUAGAUUCUACUACUCAGUUUGUAAAAAAAGGAAAUGAAUCAAAAUUGAGUAAAAAUAAUACAAAAACUAAGCCUGACCGCAAACAACCAACUAAAAAUGUUACAACCAAGAAAAAAACAGAUAAAACAUUGCCUUUGGGUAAAAAAAACAUCAUUUGUAGUGACAUAAAUAAUUGUCAAAAACUAGCAGAUUUUAACAAUGACAUAUUAAGCAAUUAUUCUAUGAAAAUUACUUUGGCAGAUGAUGUUACAUCUACGAAAUCAAAACCGAAUAAUAUAUUAAUUAAUUCAGACGACGAAACUGAAUUUCAUGAUUCAAAUUCUAAAUGUAAUAUAACUGAUAGCCAAUCUGGUGAGAGUAACUGCAUGAAAAAUAUUCGAUUUAAUGAAAAUCUAUCAGAUUUUUCAAAAUUAAACUAUGAUCAUGAUUCUAAUGUUUCGACAACUGAUUUCAUGUCAGGCAAAAACUCCAAAAAAAUUCCAUAUGAUUUCAAUUUGAAUAAAGAUAGCAAAAACAAAGUACCAACGUUAGAUGUUAAAUCGAUGCUUUACCGAAAGCCAGGUAAGCCUCGACUGGCAUUGAAAAUAAAAUUAUUGUUAGAACAAAUAAAUGAAAAUAAAGAAAAAAAACCAUUGGUACAGUUAGAAAAAAAAUUAACAUUAAAAGAUAAUUUAAACGAUGACGAAAAUGAAAAUUUAAUAUCUAGAAUUCGUGCACUUAAUAAAAGUACAGAUGAUUUGCAGUCAAUAAAGGAUUUAUUAAAUUGUACGGUUUUAGGAAACUUAACGGAUAUUAGUUUCGAUAUAAAUGAUGAUAUUCGCAGCGGAAUCAGCAAUCCAAAAUUACAAAACGCAAUUAAAGAUAUAAUUCAUAAUCAUACGGAAGGAAGAAUAGAAAAUUAUCGAAGAAAAAAGAGGAAUAUUAGAACAUAUGUUGACAGUAAAAAAAAUGAGUCGAUGCAAAUUAAAAACAUUAAAAAAUGUUUGCCAGAAAUUCGGAAUGAUUUGAAAACCGGACUCAAUGAAAUUUUAUCUAAAAUAUCAACUAAUCUCAAUACCUCGAGACAAAAUACAUUUGACGAAGAUACUCAACACGAAAUCAAACCAUGGAAAACUGGAGCUAUUGUGAGUAAAAAUAAAAAUGCAAGAGUAAUUUCUCGAGACAAACGAAGUACGCAAGACUUAAGGAAUGUCCUUGAAUGGUCGAAAGAACGAAUUCAUAAGUCAGCUGAUGGAUCUCAACUGAGGAGUGUAACAAAACUAACGGCUUUUGGAGACUUUGAAGAACUGCCUGAAGAUUCUUAGAAAAAUUGUUUUGAUUAAUGCUAUAAAGUUACUUGAAAAAUAUAAUUACUAAUGGAAAUAAAAUCUUUUGAAUAAUAAGAAAAUUAUUUUUUUUUUUUUUUUAAGUUUUAGGAAUUUCUCGUAUUUUUGUUUUAUGAUUAUUGGGGCUUCUCAUGCAGGAGAACACAACAUGGGCAAGUAUUAGCCAAUAAUCCGCAAACAUUAAUGCGCCAUUACCCUUUGGUCACCCCAGGGUAAACCAAGUAUGGCCCAAAAAAUUAAUUUCAAAUUGCAAACACUGAGAAAAAUUAUUUCUAACAUUUAGAAAUAAACUUCUUGACGAAAAAAUUCUUAGAAGAAAGAAUAAAUUAUUCAUUAAAUAUAACAGUUGUUUGUUCAAUAAUUGCUUAAUUGGUUUUUGAUGUGUAAAGAUCUUUAGGCGCCGGUAUCAGUUGGAGUUAAAUGUAAAAAGCAAAAAAAGAGCGUCAUAUCCUUUGACGAAUGUUAGUCUGACUCUAUUACUAUAAUAAGCGCAAUGGUAGUAUUAUUUAUAGUAUGAUAGGUUAGCCAGUGGUCAGUAACUGUUACCAUGAUGCAAUAUUAAAUGUAAAUGAAUUA
Molecule: messenger RNA, 4028 nt
Organism: Aphidius gifuensis
Lineage: Eukaryota; Metazoa; Arthropoda; Insecta; Hymenoptera; Braconidae
Exons: 3
Coding region: 204-3431 (1075 amino acids)
Source: RefSeq, a predicted model, not a curated record